AAAUAAUACCUUAAUGAUAAGACACUAUAAAAAUCGAUUUUUGCUAAUAAAAUUUGUUAGUUUUCAAACGAUAACGUAUGUAACUUCGUAAAUUUAACAGUUACGUGUUAAAAUGACCGGCUUAUACAUAUUAUUCUUUGCCAUGCUUAUGGCAACAGUAAAUACACUAAAUCUCAAAUUACCCAGUGGUUGUUCCCCAAAUUCGAAGUGUCCAUUAAAUGACGAUGGAUAUGCAGUCCAUCUUCCUGAUAAUAACAACUGCCACAGAUUUUUUAAAUGUACAAGAGGAAUGGCAUGUUCAAAGGAAUGUCCACACUAUGGCAAUGGAAAUCAAUUAGUGUUCAAUCCGAAAGUACAAGUUUGCGAUUGGCCAUUUAACGUCCCAAAUCUACCAAAUUGCGUUUAUCCAGGGCAAUCAAUUUCAACAGAAAUAUCAUCAACGACGACAUCGACAACGACGACAACGUCAACGACGACAACGUCAACGACGACACCGUCAACGACGACAACGUCAACGACGACAACGUCAACGCCGACACCGACAACGACGACAACGUCAACGACGACAACGUCAACGCCGACACCGACAACGACGACAACGUCAACGACGACACCGUCAACGCCGACACCGACAACGACGACAACGUCAACGACGACACCGUCAACGCCGACACCGACAACGACGACAACGUCAACGACUUUAGUUACACCACCUUGUACAGGCACGAAGAAUAUAGAGGAUAAAACAGAUUGCAGGUACUAUUUUGAAUAUGAUUGCAAAACUGGGAAAAAGUGGAGAAAGAAAUGCCAAGAAGGACUCGUUUUCAAUCCGAUAAUCGAAAAUUGCGACAGACCAGCAAAUUAUCCUUGUUCAACGACAAUUCCACCUCGAAAAUAAACGAUGUAAUAAUGGGGAAGAAAAUUUUUCUGAAUUUUGGCAAUGCUGUUGAAAUAUAUUGAAACGAUUUCUAGAGAGAGAAAAAUAAUAAACUGCAACAAAAAUUGACCGUGUUACGUAUUUUACGAAAAUGAUUGUGUUUUUACAUUAAUUAAAGAAUAUUAUUGUGAUAGCAAGAUUUAAAAAAAAUAAAACAUUCAAAAUUGUA
This is a messenger RNA of Apis mellifera (honey bee), 1106 nucleotides long. RefSeq names its product mucin-2-like. The transcript is spliced from 2 exons. Gene Ontology annotation, cellular component: extracellular region. Lineage: Eukaryota; Metazoa; Arthropoda; Insecta; Hymenoptera; Apidae. The record is from RefSeq and is a predicted model, not a curated record. Bases 113 to 898 code for a protein of 261 amino acids. Gene Ontology annotation, molecular function: chitin binding.